ACCCCAUCGCUACCGUUCAAAUGCUCAUUCUUUCCUCUUUCUCCUUAAGCUUGCUGGCAAAAUUAUCACUUCUCGACUUAUCCAUCACUCCAUACUCCAUUCUUUCUUCUUCUCCGGCCGGUCAUAUAUCCAUCCAUCCAUGGCUGCUAUCACAAACUUCCUCCUCAUAAAGCCAACCCCGGAAUUAUCAUCCAUCCCCAGAAUCACCCCCUUCUCUCACGACCCAUCCGCAACCUUACAGGGAACUCGCCGGAAAAUUAAACUAUCCGCAAAUAACCUCAGACCAAACAGGCCCUUAUUUGUAGCAAAAGCGGCCGGCGUCGGAGCCGCCGCCAGCGGGGUGAAGAAAGCGGACAAGAAUGAGAGAGUGCAGAAAGUCCACAGCACGGAGGAGUUCGACACGGCACUCCGGCAGGCCGGGAACCGGCUGGUCGUGGUGGAAUUCGCGGCCAGCACGAGCGAACAGUCGAGCAAUAUCUACCCGUUCAUGGUGAACCUGAGCCGGACGUGCAACGACGUGGAUUUUUUGCUGGUGAUGGGCGACGAAUCGGAGAAGACGCAGGAGCUUUGCCGGCGGGAGAAGAUCGAGAAAGUCCCCCACUUCAGCUUCUACAAGUGCAUGGAGAAAAUCCACGAGGAGGAAGGGAUAGGCCCGGAUAUGCUGAUGGGCGACGUGCUCUACUACGGCGACAGCCACUCCGCCGUGGUGCAGCUCCACAGCGGCGGCGACGCGGAGAGCCUGAUCGAGAAGCACCGGAAGGACCGGAAACUGGUGGUUCUGGACGUGGGGCUCAAGCACUGUGGGCCGUGCGUGAAGGUGUACCCCUUGGUGGUUAAGCUGUCGAAGCAGAUGGAGGACUCGGUGGUUUUUGCGCGGAUGAACGGCGACGAGAAUGAUAGCUGCAUGAAUUUCUUGAAAGAAAUGGACGUGGUUGAAGUGCCCACGUUUUUGUUCAUCAGAGAUGGGUUGAUUUGUGGGAGAUACGUCGGCUCCGGCAAGGGGGAGCUCAUCGGAGAAAUUCUUAGAUACCAAGGCGUUAGGGUGACUUAUUAGAUCAAUUUCGAUCAAUUGUUUACUUUGAUAUGAUAUGAUGAUAUAUAUAUAUAUAUAGUCCUUUACAGGGAAUAUUGAUUAUUUGUCAUGUUUUCUUUGCCGUCUUUUCUCUUUCCAAUAUCAAUUCUUGUUCCAUUAA
This is a messenger RNA of Ipomoea triloba (trilobed morning glory), 1193 nucleotides long. RefSeq names its product thioredoxin-like protein CDSP32, chloroplastic. The record is from RefSeq and is a predicted model, not a curated record. Gene Ontology annotation, molecular function: oxidoreductase activity, acting on a sulfur group of donors, disulfide as acceptor. Bases 140 to 1054 code for a protein of 304 amino acids. The transcript has 2 exons. Lineage: Eukaryota; Viridiplantae; Streptophyta; Magnoliopsida; Solanales; Convolvulaceae.